CAACGGGCGAUCCAUUGCCAACAUCUUCCGCACCUCCAUCUACGGCCCGGCGACCAGGCGGUGAUGCGAAGGGAGGAGAGGAAGAUGGGCAAUGGCAGCAGACCGCUUCUCGCCCCUCGCGCCAGCUCACAUUCGCGUGCUAGUCCUACCCAUCGGACAGCUGCCACGCUCGAGAUUCCUCGCCUUUGUACACCGGCUUCAGCACGAAGCAGCCGUUGUACCGUUGUCUGCUCUGCAGGACUAUGUCAAGGACAAUGAGCUGUUGCUCUCUCCGAACGCUUUCCCCCGCGGCUCCUUACUGUUCAACUACACGACAUCCCUCCCCGGUCAGCAGCAGUUACAACUGUCUCCCUUCGAGCUCUACCGUGAGCCCUUGCUGGUGCUCGGCGUAAAAGAUGGGCUGUUUGCUGGGCAAGAUGGUGCUGAGGAAGAGCUGCGAGCGGUCACAGGGCAAUUGCGAGAGCGACACCCGCGUGUCGUCCACAGGCAGAUACUUGUCUGCCACGAUGGCGACAAUCUUCCUUCCACACCGCACCCUGAUGUGAUCUAUAUUCGCAAUGAAGACGAGCAGCUGGGCACAUCGCUGCAAAUUGCAGCACGCGAUUUCUCUGCGCGCUUCUUGGUCGAACUGAGCACGUAUGCUCGUGCCUUGUCCGCUUCGCCAGGAGUGCAGACCCCCGGCCAGACCGCUCGCAGCCUUCAACGAUCUUCUCUACAGAGGGAGCAUGAGACGCCAACGCCCCCCAUAAAUGGUGCCAGUCCACCCCAAAUCAUUGAGCCCUCGAGCCCGGUCAAGUCUGUGGAAGACCUGCGUCCAAAGUCACCACCUCUCAACAGUGACAUCCGAGCAACGACAUCAUUUGAGAUUCUUGGGAACGGAGCUACAGCAACUCGACCCUCAUUGCCAGAGAGCCGGCCGAGCUACAACAAGUCAUCACACUCACGCCAAUCCAGCCAAGACCGAGCUUCUAUGCAGGGGUUUGGCUCGGUAGCAUCCCAGGAAAAGCUCAAGAGUCGAGGCAAAGCUCGGGUGGGUCUCGUUAUGGCCUCCAUCCAGUUGCUGGCCGGUCAGUGGAAUGAGGCUUUGCACAUGUUCGUCGAACACACCACCAGAGCGCGCGCGCUAUCCGAUUCGCUAUGGCAUGCCAAAGGUCUGGAAGGAAUCGUGGUUUGCUUGCUGCUUCAUGUUUGGACUGGGCUGGAUUUUACUAUUCCUUCCAUCUGCUAUGCCCCCGAAAAGUCCACCUCUGGUCAUGCUCAGCGUCCUUCGGUAAACUUGGCGGCAGAUUUUCGAGUCUCUUCAGACGGACAGCCAUCUUCAUCGGCUCGGCUCGCUGCAACCCUGCCAGAUCUACUCCGUUUGAUUCUGGGCAUGUACAGCUCUGGCGAAGGAUCGCUCGAACUGCCCUAUGUGUCGGUUGCUGAAGCCACCAUUCGCUUCUCGAAGCUGCUCGCCAUUCUGCACAAUACCGGAGGUGUCUUCGCGCAAGAGACCUUUAGCAACAGUCUCCUUCCGUCAGAUUCCGCACCUCACUCACCCCGGCAACCUCGUACUGCCAAGCUAGCCGGAGAUGUUUUCAAAAGCACAUUGUCCGACCUACUUUCCAACCUUCACCCUCAGAACGAGGAGAAUCUCUCCGUGGCGGAGCAAGCGGGACUACUCUCGGGAAUUUCCUCGGUGUAUGCCAUGGUCCACAUGAAUCGCAGAGAAGCAGUCGCAAUCAAAGACAUGUUGGCCAAGCUGACCGGGGCUCUAACGUCGGCGCGGAAACGAGGCGCUGCAGAGAUGGGUAUCCACCCUGCCGCCAGUCUAUCAGUCGAUGCUGGCGCCCACAGUCUAUUUUCAGGCUCAGAAGGAAGCGACGGGCUUGAGCAGAUGAUGUCCGAUUUUGCCGCGAUAUACGGAGUGUCGAUGGACUCUACGCGUGUGUCUGAGCCAACAGUGUACGAUGCGUUAUAUUUCGGCAACGAAGCGCUCAAAUUGGACAUCAUGCGAGCGCUGGCGGCCUUUUGCGAAGCAGCCCCUUACCCACAUGCUGUGCUACGAGUGAAUGCAUCGAUGCUGAGAGUGUUUGGGCCCAAUGGCGCCGUCGAUGCUGAUCCAGCCGGAAAACCCACCAUUCUGAGCAAGGACGAACAAGCCAGAUGCAUCACUGCCAUCACCCGGACGGUCGGCAUGUCGAGAAGUCUGGGCAUCAAGGAUCUCGAAGCGGAUUAUUGGGAUGAUUUUCUCAUUCGCGAUGUCGAAUUCCUGCCAGCAGCGCCCGAUCAGGGGGUCGUCGAUCUAACUAAGGUAAAGAUUGGCGGAGCUAUCGCAGGCUCUGCCACCAACCCUCUUCUGUACGACCCAAAUGCGAGCCGUCCCACCACCGCGGACAAGGCGCGCACAACGCAGAUCCUUGUUCGGGAGGAGAUGUCGGUCUGUCGUAUCACCCUUCAGAAUCCCUACGAUGUGUCCGUGGAUGUGGAAUCGAUCGAGCUCAUCACCGACGGCGUGGAGCUGCAGACAACUCAUGCGCGCUUCACGUUGAGCCCCAUGGGCAUCCAGCGCAUCAAUCUGUCUGUCUCGCCAGCCCAUACUGGGCUAUGCAAGAUUACCGGCUGUCAAGUCAAAAUACAAGCGUGCCGCAAGCGGGCCUUUUCGAUCAUCAGUAAGCCCUGGAAAGCGUCGGCUCCGGCACUGAACAAAGAGUUUGGCGCGCUCAGCGUUUCGAAGGACAGACAGAAGACCAGUGCAGCCGAGCCUGUCGAGGUUCUGCUUCAUGUGAUUGAACCGCAGCCAACGAUAAUUCUCGACACGUCUUCCAUUCACGACUCCCGCCUCAUGCUCCUCAAUGGCGAGGUUUGCGAAGUGCACCUUACCCUGCGCAACACUUCGGACGUCCCCGCGAACAUCUUCAAGAUAGUAAGCAGCCACGAUGCCGUCCAACUGCAAGAGAUAGCCAUCGAAGAGGACUCCAGCCAGACUUCGGAAUCAACAGAGACCACCCUCAUCCCGCCCGGGGAAACGGUCACCUUCACCUUCGACGCCACAGGCGUAGACAACGUGUCCCAAGUCCAACUCCUCUUCUCCUACACCAGCACUACGAGCACCGCCACCACCGACCCCGAACCACCCACCCAAUACGCCCGCCUCCUCACAAUCCCCAUCCACCUAACCGUCAACUCCGCCCUGCAGGUCCAACGCCUCGACGCCCUGCCCCUCGACAUCGCCGAAAACGGCGAGUACUCCUUCGUCCUCGCCUUCGACGUCACCAACAUCUGGGCCAAAGCCCUCUUCUACAGCUGCUUCGUCGCCGACCUCAAGCUCAAAUCCGCCGAGCCCCGCCGCUGCCACAACCACGAAGGCGUGCUGGCGCCGGGCCAGAUUCAGCGGGUUUUCAUGCCUGUUGCGCGCUCCAUGUUCCUUACGCAGGAGGAUUUGGAGCCUGUCAGUGUGCGUGCUGCGUUGCUUAAACGGCUGCAGGUGUAUUGGGAGGUGGAAGGGGAGGAGCGCACGGGGUGGGUGAACCUGUCGAAUCUAACCAUGGGCGACGAAGUCCGCGACGUCGUAAUCGGAGCAGCAAUAAGUCUCAGCCUCGAACUCCUCCCCUCUACCAACGAGCCCGCCGACAACAACGACGACGAUGCCAAAAGCGAAGCAACAGACGCCACAACAUCAACCAUCACCCCCACGACGUCCAAAGCCCGCGCAAAAACAGGCACCUUCAUCACCCUGCGCGCCCACCUGUACAACCGCGCCCCGCGCAGCACAGCCCUCAUCGUCCACCUUAUCCCGCACUCCCUUCUCUCCUCCGACGCGCAGCACAUGCAGCGCCGCAUUGCCGUCGCCGGCGCGCAACAUCGUCUCGUCCCGCCUGUGGCCGAGGGCACAGAGCACCAUGUGGAUUUCGAUUUUUGCCCGCUGCUGAGUGGGGUUGUGGAGUUGGAGGUUGUGGUUAAGGGGGCGGUGGGGAGGGGGAAGGAGGCGGAGUUGGGGCAGUUGUGGACUGCGCAUAAGAAGUUGAGGUUGAGGGUUGUUUAGACGAGCGUAUGUGCUGCUGGUUCAUGAUGAGUGAUCUUGGAGAUGGCGCGAUGAGAUGAGUAUGAUACGACGGACAUGAAUUGGGCACCUUGCAUCCUUCCAUGCGUGCGUGCGUGCCGACAAAAGGGGGUAUA
Molecule: messenger RNA, 4158 nt
Organism: Neohortaea acidophila
Lineage: Eukaryota; Fungi; Ascomycota; Dothideomycetes; Mycosphaerellales; Teratosphaeriaceae
Product: TRAPP II complex
Exons: 1
Coding region: 92-4024 (1310 amino acids)
Cellular component (GO): trans-Golgi network
Source: RefSeq, a predicted model, not a curated record